AUCCCUAUUGAGUGCUGCUCUAAUUGUACGUUGUCCUUUACAUCUCCAUCACCGAAGAUACAAAGUAUGUACUAAAAAUUGAACCGGAUUGUAGACUCCGGCGUUUAUGCCGCUGUCCGUGUAUUUGGAGUAUGAAAUGGAUCAAACGGUGUAUGUGACUAGCAUGUUUCUUCUUGCAGCCGGAUUGUCAUCGAUCUUCUGGAAUCCAAUAUCAAAUGUCUAUGGCCGACGACCCGUAUACAUCAUCACCGUGCUCGUCGGUUUGCUCAUGUCAGUAGCCUCCGGCCAAGCCACAUCUUACGGCCCUUUACUUGCAUAUCGCUGUCUGAACGGUUUCUUCGGCGGCGUUCCAGCCGGACUGGGGAAUGCUAUCGUGUCGGACCUUUUCUUUACGCAUGAAAGGGGUUUGUAUAUGGGUAUCUACACCGUUAUUUUCAUCACUGGCGGCCACAUUGCACCUAUCAUUGGGGGUUACAUCGCGGUAAACUUAUCCUGGGAAUGGUGUUUCUAUAUCCCCGCGAUUAUCACCGCAAUCGCCUGGCUCGCUUUUGUCCUGACUGUUCCGGAGACACUAUACCUCCGUUCGCCAGGCCAACCGCAGCGGACGUGGAUGCAAAACAUGACAUUACAAGGGCGUGCUAAUUCAGCAAGAAAACUACAUCUCAUCGACUUUGUCCGCCCGUUCCAGAUGUUGAUAUACCCCAGCGUCCUCCUUCCAACCUUAUACUAUGCUGUGGCGUUUAGCUACGGCAGCGUCCUAUUCAUCAUUUCCAGCGCAAGCUUAUUCGCUAUGAACUAUCAAUUCGGUCCCACGGAAACCGGCCUGCUGCUAGGCAUACCCAUCACCGUCGGUAGUCUUCUAGGUGAGUUGAUAUCAGGGGGAUUCUCGGACUGGAUUAGCGAACGGCGAGCUAUUACGCGCGGGAGACGAAGGCCCGAGGACCGGCUUUUGGCCAUCAUCCCAUCAUUUUUCAUAACCCCGCUUGGGAUUAUCGUCGAGGGGGUGUGUCUGGCAAACAAUACCCAUUACAUGGGCACCGCAAUGGGGAUUGCGUUAGCUAGUUUCGGCCUGCAAAUCGCAACAACGGUCGUUUAUACAUAUACAUCGGAGUGCUAUAAACCGCAGUCUCCCGAACUCGGCUCAAUUAUUAAUUUCUCAAGGCAAAUCCUCAGCUUUGCAAUGAGUUUCUACGCUCUCCCGUUCUCGGCGGUGAUUGGUGUGCAGGAUGCGUGGAUUGUGUUGGCUUUUCUGAUCGUCGUCUUCUUCAUCCCGUUGAUUCCAUUGUAUUUCUGGGGCGCGAAGUGGAGGGAUGAGAUUGGGUAUCCGUCUUUCAACUCUGAUCUAUGAGAUCAUUAUAGGGGAUAGAUGUAUGAUAUAUGGAUGAAUGCUAGAAUACAAUAAUCCGAUACCGAAUAUUUAUUCUCAUUGCACGCUUUGAUAUUUACACACUUCGUGCGCAACUAGAACUACCGUCUUCGAAGC
Molecule: messenger RNA, 1483 nt
Organism: Talaromyces proteolyticus
Lineage: Eukaryota; Fungi; Ascomycota; Eurotiomycetes; Eurotiales; Trichocomaceae
Product: major facilitator superfamily domain-containing protein
Exons: 2
Coding region: 107-1348 (413 amino acids)
Biological process (GO): transmembrane transport
Molecular function (GO): transmembrane transporter activity
Source: RefSeq, a predicted model, not a curated record